Messenger RNA from Wasmannia auropunctata (little fire ant), 1748 nucleotides. RefSeq names its product UPF0489 protein C5orf22 homolog (gene MESR6). The coding region runs from base 324 to 1472 and encodes 382 amino acids. Lineage: Eukaryota; Metazoa; Arthropoda; Insecta; Hymenoptera; Formicidae. The record is from RefSeq and is a predicted model, not a curated record. The transcript has 8 exons.
CUUACGAAACUCGUCUCGUGAGAAAUUCGAUGUAAACCCCUGUCUGGUGCCCCUGCGUCCCUUUAUUCGCGAAAUGAUCCGUGUUUGAGGUGCGCGCCUAAGAGCACAAACUUCAGUCAGUGACCACGUGCUUCCGCGCGAAGCAGUGCGCCGCGUCCCGCCGCCGCGAUUCCCAGUGUGUCCCCCCCGCGUACUAUUUCGUCGUCGUGGCGUUAUAAUUGAAAAAUCGAUCGUUUAACGCGCCCGUCCCGUCGGUCCAGCGAUCGUCGUGUCUCCGUCGACAGUCCGUGGGUCCGAAUCCGCGUAUUCCGCGCACGCGAGACAUGUCGUGCACGCGCAAGCACUUCAAGAGGACGCCGGUCUACGUGGUCGAGGACCACGAUGAGGUCUUACCGUUCAUAUAUCGAUGCAUGGGAUCGAAGCAUCUGCCGUUCGAAGGUAACACCUUCGUACAUCUGGAUUCGCAUCCCGAUAUGCUGAUACCGAAGGAGAUGCCGGCCGACACGGUGUGGGACAAGAAUCAACUGUUUAGCGAGAUCAGCAUCGAGAAUUGGAUUCUGCCUGCAGUGUAUGCGGGUCAUCUCAAGAACUUGAUUUGGGUGAAACCACCGUGGGCGAAUCAGAUGACCGACGGUGUACUGACGUUCCUGAUCGGCAAGCAGAAGGAAUCCGGCUUGAUAAGAUUAACUUGCCCCGAGCCGUACUUCCUUAGCGAUGGUUUAUACGCGACACCAGAAGAACUUGAGAAUACACGCGAGGUCACUCUGCAUGUGAUAACUAUUGGAGCUUUCAUCGAAGAUUCGGCAAAGAAGGAUGAUUUCACAGCCGUCAGUUCAGCAUUGCGCCAAUAUCUUCCUGAAAAAGAUACUCCGUACAUCCUAGACAUCGAUCUCGAUUUCUUUAGUACUAAAAAUCCAUUCAAAGAUCUUCAUGAACGCGUAAACCUCUAUGACAAGUUGGCUCCUUUGUUUACGUAUAAGAGGGCGGAAUCAAAUGAUCCAGAGGUUUUAAAAGAUUCGAUGAUAGAGAGGAACCAACAACUCUCCGAAUUGAAGAAUCUUUUCGGCUAUUUGGAAGAACAUCGUUCUCUAAAAGGUUACGACGGUUCGAAAACAUCACGGUAUGAAACCGUCGAUCGACUUUUUCAAGAAGUGACCAGCGUCUACAGAGACCCGGAAAUCGAUUGGAUGCUAGUGUACAAUGCAGGUUGCACUAUAGAUGAUACAGUUCUACCCGAGCAUGUGACAGAACCCAAUGAUCUCGAUCGCUUGAUCAACGGAACGUUCAGAUUAUUUUUGGCGGCUCUUCCUACGUCUCCGACAAUCGUCACUAUAGCCAGAUCCAGUGAGGAUGAUUACACUCCUCUCGAAAACGUUGAUCAAAUUCAAGUCGACGUUCUCGAUCAACUUCGCGAACGACUGGGCUCGGAAAUAGAUAUCAAACUGAUUUAUCAAGACGAAGAGCAACAAUAAUUCUUAAAAAAAGAAUGUAACCUUUUAUUCUUUCCUUUUAUCCUUUAAUUCCCUUUCUUACGGUUUGUCAAAUAAAGUCCGCCAAAGGCCACCAAUUGAAGAGGAUCUUAGUAGAGAUUGAAACCAGUAAUGGAAUUCACAAUCAAUCAUAAGUAUAAUUAUUUGUACUUAUUAAUUUGAUUAGAGUCGCACGCAUAAGCGCGCAAUAUAGAAUUGUACUGAUCACUGAUUUGUAAUUACAACUAUUUGUGAAAUAAAGACAUAACAUUAAACACA